AUGCAGCAGCUCUCUUGGCCCAGUCGAACUUCUGACAUGCCUAUAGGUGUUGGUGUUGGACUAUGCCUUCUCUUAACCUUUAUACCUUUUUCCCCUUACCCCUCCAACCCCGCCCCAUCGCCAUCUCUUGCUCUCUCCGUUCUACCUUCUUGCUCUCUUUUCGCCAGCACACUUGCCCCUUUCUCUUCCCGCCUCUGGAACCUCUUGUUGGCAGCUUCCCCCAGUGCAACCUGCACACCUGGUUUCGGCCAAGACGUUGGCAGACAGUCAGCCAAGUCUGACUAA
This is a messenger RNA of Protopolystoma xenopodis, 285 nucleotides long. Lineage: Eukaryota; Metazoa; Platyhelminthes; Monogenea; Polystomatidea; Polystomatidae. The record is from the annotation of a GenBank genome assembly.